Messenger RNA from Geodia barretti, 2871 nucleotides. NCBI's taxonomy places the organism in Eukaryota, Metazoa, Porifera, Demospongiae, Tetractinellida, Geodiidae. The record is from the annotation of a GenBank genome assembly.
GUUUGAGCGAUGAAGUCAGCAGUAUUACUGCAUCUCUUAUGGUAUUUAGUGGAGUCGCAAGGCCAAGCUUUUCCUCGCAUAUCAUUCUCGGGGGAGAUUCUGCUCAACAAUUCCUAUGUGGACCUCAAUCGUGUGGGGAGCAUUACACUGAGGGAUGGAGAGAGUGUGGUUUGUCACACAGACUUGAGGCCAUGCUGCAGUAUUACUGAAGGGAGUUACCGUGCAGACUGGUAUUUGCCAAAUGGAAGUAGAUUACACUUUAGUCACCAUAAUCGCCCUAUAAUGUUUGAGAGACGCAGGAAUCAAACGGUGGCACUGGAACGUGCGGGAGAUGCAAGCAUGCUGAUGUCUGGGAUUUAUCGCUGCGACAGUCCCACCAACGAGGUUCAUGAUGAAAAUGAUAUCUUCGUUCGUGCCUCAGCCUAUGUCGGAUUGUAUGCAGAUGCAUCUGAAGGAGGUAUUUCAAUGACUGGUGGCAUCAAUGUGAGAGUUAAACAAGACCAGCCACUUGAAUUCACCCUCACCUGUAUCUCCACUGGUGGACCUGCUACCAAUGUCACUUGGACCCGAGACUCCACCACUGUCACCCAAGGAACUGAGACUGUGCUGAAUGACCCAGUGACUGCACUGUACACCCACACUCUGACUGUGACUGGGGCACUGGGAGGAGUCUACACAUGUACUGUAGCCAACAAUAAACCAUCACGGGCAGCUGUAAACAUUGCAAUAGGAGCCCCUCCAGGUGCUCCAGAGAUGUUUAAAGCAAGUGCUGGUGAGAGACAAGUUAACUUCACCUGGUCUCCACCCCCACAAACCCUGCCCAGCGUUCUCAGCUACACAGUCUACUGUACCCCUUCCCUCACUUCCCUUCCACUGUCAGCCCCUACCACUCCUUUCAGUUCAAUCACAAGGGUAGUUGAAGGGUUCUCCCCCAAUACCGUGUACAAUUGCUCAGUGAUAGCUGAAAACUCAGUGCGUGUAGGACCUCCAGCAAACGCAUCAUUCACCACACUUCAAGACUAUUCUUACAUUCAGUUGCACCUUGGUACAGUUCUAGAAGGCUGCCAAUUGUUUGUGAGCACAAAUCAGACAGGAAAGUUGGAGGCUGUUACUGACAUCAUCCUAAAGCUAAUAGCCCAAGAGUGUAUCAGUUGCAACAGUCAAACUAUUAGUGAGGGUCAGUUCAACUGUGACCCCCUUUCUCCCGCAUACGUGACAUAUCGAGCCAGACUGGAGGGAACCUCAGAGACAGACAGUGGUUCCCUCAUACCUCUGAUAGAGGCCUGGGCCAUCAAUGGAACUGCUUUAACAGUAGGUGGAGUGGUUCUGACUGUGAACCCCAGCUGCCCGGUCCCUCUCUCCGCUCUCAAUGAGGAACUUUGCACAGCAGCACUUGCAUUGAGCGUUGGCAUUAAUACCACAUCUGAAUCACCCAGACCCAGCAGCUCCAUCACCCACAGCAACAAUAUUGGUGGGACCACCUCCGAAAACCCCAGUGCCUCCACCGGAACAAUUAGUGCUAUAAUUGGAGGAACAGUGGCUGCCUUCCUGGCUGCAGUUCUUCUAACAGCUGUUGCUCUUGUUGUGACAUUUCGACGAAGGAAAAAGAAGACAUUUAUGAUCCCAAAAGAGCCGAAUCUUCCCACAGUAAACACAAUCACCAAUGCAGUAUAUAAGGCCCAUGAGAAAGAGAAUGAGAGUAUAGAUGACUACGAAAACGUGACAGUCUCCAACCCAUUAGAGCAGGACGAAUCACAAGACACGAUGCAGAAGCCAGAUGUUAAUGUAACGGCCACACAACGAUGGGGGCAGGAUGACGACAUGAUGCAGGAACACGCACAACAGAGGAGUAAUGAUGACAUGAUGCAAAACCAAGAAGAGCAUUAUUUGAAUGUAACGGCCGCACAACGAUGGGGGCAGGAGAGUAAUGACAACAUGAAGCAGGAACAAGAAGUAAACGCACAACAGAGGAGUAAUGAUGACAUGAUGCAAAACCAAGAUCAAGAGCAUUAUUUGAAUGUAACGGCCGCACAACGAUGGGGGCAGGAGAGUAAUGACAACAUGAAGCAGGAACAAGAAGUAAACGCACAACAGAGGAGUAAUGAUGACAUGAUGCAAAACCAAGAUCAAGAGCAUUAUUUGAAUGUAACGGCCGCACAACGAUUGGGGCAGGAGAGUGACGAGGAUUAUGGUGACUCGGAAGUUGCAUAUACUGCUGUUUCCCACAGCCAUGCCCCUGACACCCCACUGUAUGAUGCAGUGUAUCAUUCCUGAACCUCUUGCUCUCAACAAAAUGAAGAGAGUGCUGACUUUAGUAUACACCAUUUUGCAGUUUCAUUUAAAGUAGAUGUACAUAAAUAAUGUAUUGUGAUCAUUGACACCUUUAUGAAGAUUAAAGUGCACACUGAUAGUAUGGGUUUAUGGUCAUUGACACCUUUCAUUGAUGAUGGGAUGUUAUGUAGUCCGUGAGGUAGAGAGUAAACGGAGGUCGGGCUAUAAUUAUAGCGGGAGAUUUCUCUCACUCUGCAAAUGGGGGCAAGAGUCACGUCUUUUUCUCAGAGACUUGUAGGGCAACUGCUUCCCGGCCCAGCCUCUUCUUAAAACAAGAGCCAUGAACGCCAGCCUGUUCCACAUUGGUUCCGCCUCACUUCCACCACACCAAUAUCCCUCUCACCCACAAACUGUUUAGCUGAAGAGUAGGAAACCUCUUCAUAAUAUACACGUUCUCUUUCGCGACACUUGUCUCAGACAAGCAUCACAGGAACAGGUCCCAAUAACGGGGCUUCUUGCAUCAGACUGGGAAUAGAUAAGCUCAUGGGCAUGAUCUUGUGGGCGACCUCAAACGAGUAACAAACCAGAGGGUUGUACACU